Messenger RNA from Diatraea saccharalis (sugarcane borer), 2000 nucleotides. Lineage: Eukaryota; Metazoa; Arthropoda; Insecta; Lepidoptera; Crambidae. The record is from the annotation of a GenBank genome assembly.
GUAAAUAAACCAUUGAAAUUUAAAUAAAUAGAACAUGUCUUUUCAACUAAUUAUUGUUAUUUUAAUUAUUACGAACUUAAGUUCUAUUUCGACAGUAAAUGAUAUGACUGAAAGUUCAUUUGGAAAGUACACUGAAGGUAUAUUAGCUGCUUUUGGAGAUUUCAACUCUGAUGAACUAACAGAUGUCUUUGUUAUAUUCAAUCAAACAAGCUUAACAGUUUUGCUCGCACACGAUAAGGAACCCUUCCUGAGACCCUCAGCAUAUGCAUGUAAUUUUAGUAAUUUUAUUAUUACAAGUGUUGUGCCAGGUGACUUUGAUGGAGAUGCUUACAUGGAUAUCCUUUUGACCACGCAAAAUCUAAAUGAAAGUUCCAGUAUUCAUGAAGUAAGGAUAUUAUGGGGCGGAUCAUUGUUGAACUGCUCAGAUGCACUCUUUGUCAAAGUUAUUACUUAUGGACAACCACUGGUAAUGGAUUACAAUCGAGACAUGACUUUAGAUUUAUUUGGCAUUAAUUCCCAAAGAGAAAGAGUUUAUUGGGUAUUUGAUAAAACAAGAGGUACCCCUAGUGAGAUUGUAAUGGGAGAAGGACCUGUCAAAGAAAUAAAACUCCCUCAUUCUCAUUCAUUUUUAGAUGUCAAUGAAGACAAUGCUGCAGAUUUAUUAGUAACCACCAAAGUGGAUGUAGAAGUUUGGCUUAGUGAAGAAAACAAUGGCUUUAAAUAUAAUAAUAGUAUUGAGUUACUUGUGGGACACGAAGCUAUAUAUGGACAGGCUUUAUUUAUUGAUGUAGCACUUUCUGGACAAUUCUUUUUAAUGAUACCUGUAUGCUCUGAUACUGAAUGCUUUAAUAGUACAAUAUUAAUUUAUGAUAAUCAGCAAUGGCAUGAGUUACAAAUUGACCUUAAUGAUGGAAAAGGGACUCUAUGGAGGUUUGCACCUCCUAGAAAUGAGGUUUAUCUGGAUGCUAUUACUAUGCGCAGUGGUGAUUACAACAUGGAUGGAUAUCCAGACAUAUUAAUGAUUUUAAGUCCCACAAAUAGUGAUGUAACAAAAGUAUUCUUAUUUCAUAACAUACCAUGUUCUACCACAGGCUGCAAAUUCUCAAGAACAUUUCAAGUUCAGUGGGACAUAUUUAAUUCUUUUGGUAAAAAUGUUGUGAUGGCCACAUUUUAUGAUUUUUAUAUGGAUGGUGUACUUGACAUUAUUUAUGUUACAAAGAAUACCACAACACAAAAAUAUAAUAUGCAUGCAUUCAGGAAUGAGUUGGAAUAUGAUACAAAUUUUAUGAAAGUAAUGGUUGUGACUGGUUUAACAAAUGAAAAAACUCCAACUAUUAAUGGUACUCUAUAUAAACGUAAGGGCACAUUUGGUACCAAUUUGCCAGGACCAAAAAUUGGAUAUAAUACUUGGUCACAGGAAGGAAACUAUAGAACAGGAGUCUGUGCACAGCUGCCUCAGUCUGCAUACUUUGCUCUCCAAUUACCAUACUCAAUAUUUGGUCUAGAUCACACACCUAACUUUGUAGAUACUUUAAAUGUUGGUCUCUCAGGUCAUUCUAAAAGCUGGACUCAGAUAAUUCCCAAUUCUCAAAUAGUAGUUAUACCAGCACCUCCAAAUGAUGCCUCACAGUGGAGAGCACAGUUAUUUGUAACUCCUAGUAAAGUGAUUCUUAAAAGUGUAUUUGUACUUACUGCAAUUGUUAUUGUUAUAACAGGACUUGUCCUCUACUUACAUUGGAAAGAAAGAGAGGACAGACAAGAUAUAAUUGAAAUAGAUGAAAAAACUUAUGUCAAAAUUUGAAAGGAUUUUAAUACUCCAAAUAUAUAGGUGUAGUUAUCACAAAUGGUGUCUACAUUGCAUUUUAACAAUGUCAUUAGUACAAUCAAGAAACUGAACUCCUUUGAGCAAACUGCUCAAAUGUGACUAGUAUUUUUACAAACUGAUAUUGAACUCAAGUGGUAGGUAAUUGCCUAAUGUGACAGUGCUGAAUGCAUCAACU